AUGCUGCCAGACACGACCGGUCUCGUGGCCCCCACUCACUACUCACGACAACAAAAGCAGCACCAAGUCCCGUUUUCGCGACAACACCUUUCGGUCUCCGCUUCGCCCUCCUCAUCCACGUCGGCAUCAGUCAUGGUCGGUCUGAUUUCAGCGUCGCCUGAAGCAACGACCGCCGGCCGGCCUCAGAUCGUAGAGUCUACGAUGGGUCUGACGGCUGCGGCAGCCGCCUCAGGAGUGCCGCAGAGGGUUCGUGGUGCUCCUGUGCACCGCGCCCACAGCGACGUCUCGCCCGUCCUGCUGGCCGGCGCCAGAGCCCAAAAUACUGGCAAAACCCUUGCUGCUUGUCUCAACGUCGGCCCAGUCAAGAGCCCGGCCGCCACAGAAGGCGGUGCCGGUGCUGGGCUGCCUGAGGUGACGGGUCUGGACAAUUGGUCGGCCGGAGAACAUGAACUGGAGCCUCCAGGAUCCAAAAAUCGGCCCAUUCUGUCUGCGAGCCCGUCGGAAGAAAGGGGAGGAGUAAAAAUGACUAGGGGGCUUGUGCAGCAACAGCAGCAGCCCUCGCGACAAACACCUCAGAUGGGCAACUACUCGGUACGUAUUUGA
Protopolystoma xenopodis is the source of this 603-nucleotide messenger RNA. The record is from the annotation of a GenBank genome assembly. Lineage: Eukaryota; Metazoa; Platyhelminthes; Monogenea; Polystomatidea; Polystomatidae.